UUCAGAUUCCUGGACAUCCGUGAUAACAUUUCUUCGUAUUCCAUGUCAGCGCUCUUCUUUUAGUAAACUGGACAACCUAUUAACAUCUAAAAAAUUGACUAUUUUUUUCGCACCGGAGAGUAUUUUAAACACUUGUGUCAGUCUAGUGGUUUGAAAAGGUGUGUUAGUGGGAUCUAAAGAGCUGGCAAUUGGAUUACCGCCUUAUUAGACAACAACUAACGUUACUGUCAACUCUCAACCAGUACGUCUCGUGCACAAGUUCCCUCGAGAACGUCAACUUAAUCCGAGCUCGCGCUCCUCUCUUUCAACGGUCAAUUUUGGGAUAUCAUGAGCUCUUAGUUCCGCACAAAACUUGGUAGAAAUAGUUAUAUAUCUUCACCUGGACAUGGAUAACUACCGUCAUCAGCGAUAUGAAGGCUCGAAUCAAGGGAGGGAAAAUAAAAUCCAUCGAAAGAAAGGAUUUGGAGUCGGAGUGUCAUCUCGGUGCAGUUCAAGUGGGGAUGACGGAGAGAAGAAACCUAAAUUUCUGGACAGAUUUUCCAGUAUCCGGAUCCCUGGCAGUAAAAAGGAACGGCCACCCCUCUCCCACAUGUCCAAGCAUUCCUCUUUUGGUGACUGGUCCACUUCCUCUGAAUUUGAGGAGCUUUCUUCAAAGAUCACAUCAGAGAAGGAAAUCCUUGCCCUCUUUGAGAAAAUGAUGGAGGAUAUGAAUCUUAAUGAAGAGAAGAAAGCUCCUCUCAGAGAAAAAGACUUGAGCACAAAAAGGGAGAUGGUCCUUCAGUACAUCAUCACAGCUGCAAAAACCGGUAGUUUGAGGAGCAGCAGUCAGAUCUCUCCUCAGGAGUUUCUGAGUGAGCUGAAAGGAGGUGCCACCGAUGAGAGACUGUUUGCUUGUUUAGACUCCCUCAGAGUGUCACUCACCAGCAACCCAGUCAGCUGGGUGCAGAGUUUUGGCCAUGAGGGUCUGGGUCUCCUGUUGGACACGCUGGAGAAGCUCAUCCUCAAAAAACACCAAGAAAAAGUGGAUAAGAAGAGUCAACACAAAGUCAUUCAGUGCCUCAAGGCCUUUAUGAACAACAAGUAUGGACUGGAGCGGAUCCUUGGAGAGGAGAAGAGUCUGGCACUGUUGGCCCAAGCCAUUGACCCUGGUCAGCCAGCCAUGAUGACAGAUGUGGUCAAACUGCUCUCUGCAAUCUGCAUUGUGGGAGAAGAAAAUACUUUGGAGAAGGUGCUUGAGGCCAUCACCACAGCAACUGAGGGAAGAGGGGUGGCCCGCUUUAACCCUAUCGUUCAAGGUCUUAGUGUGCGCUCCGUCCAAUUACAGGUGGCUUGCAUGCAGCUCAUCAAUGCCCUCGUAACGUCUCCUGAUGAGUUGGACUUCAGGCUGCACAUCCGAAAUGAAUUUAUGCGCUGCGGCCUGCGAGAGAUCCUGCCGACCCUGGACACUGUAAAAAAUGAUGCUCUGGAUAUCCAGCUGAAGGUCUUUGAGGAGCACAAGGAGGAGGACAUGAUUGAGUUCUCCCAUCGCCUGGAGGACAUCAGAAGUGAACUAGAUGAUAUCGGAGAUGUCUUUAAUGUGUUAUACUGCUCUGUGAAGGACACAAGCGCCGAGAGCAAUUUUCUUUCCAUACUACAGCACCUGCUGCUGGUCAGGAAUGACUAUUUCACACGGCCUCAGUAUUUUAAGAUCAUAGAGGAGUGUGUCUCUCAAAUCGUCCUCCAUCGUAGUGGCACAGAUCCUGACUUUGCCUACCGCAAGCGUCUGGAUGUGGACUUCAGCCACCUGUUAGAGGUGUGUGUGGAUAAAGCCAGGGCCGAGGAGUUUGAACAGAGGGCCUUAGAGUUAGCUCAAAAGUUUGAUGAGGAGUUCCUGGGCAGACAGGAAGCUCAAGCCCAGCUGUUGAAAAGAGAGGAGAAGAUCAAUGAGCUGGAAGCUGAACUUCAGGCUUAUAGAAACCAGUUCGGAGCUGUUCCAGUGGUUUUACCUUCAGUGCAGUCUGUCCCAGCCUUGUCUUCAACUACCUCUUCCUCAUGUCCCCCUGCCCCACCUCCUCCUCCACCUGUUCCAGGAGUUCCAGGUCCGCCACCCCCUCCACCUCCACCGCCUCCACCUGGCUGUGCCUCCAUGCCCGGGAUGCCUCCACCCCCUCCUCCUCCUUUGGGACUAGGUGGAUUGACAUCCUUCUCAAUCCAACACGUGCUGCCUUUUGGCCUAAAACCCAAGAAGGAGUUCAAACCAGAGGCUUCCAUGAAGCGCCUCAACUGGUCCAAGAUCUCCCCCCAGGAGAUGUCCGAGAGCUGUUUUUGGGUCGCCGCCAAAGAAGAGCGUUACGAGAAUGAGGACCUGCUGACCAGGCUCGCCAUUACCUUCGGCACACAGAGAGCUGAAGCCAAAGCUCGACGAGAAGAGGAACUGGAGGAGAAGAAAAUCAAAAAGAGAGUCAAAGAACUGAAGGUGCUGGACCCGAAGAUAGCACAGAAUCUCUCCAUUUUCCUGGGGUCGUUCCGUAUGCCCUAUGAGGAGAUCAGGAGAAUGAUUUUAGAGGUGGACGAGGAUCAGCUGACUGAGCCCAUGAUCCAGAAUCUUGUGAAGUACCUGCCUGAACAGGAGCAGCUGAUCGCACUGGUCAAGUACAAGAGCGAAUUUGCCAACCUCUCUGAACCGGAGCAGUUUGGAGUAGUGAUGAGUAGCGUGAAGCGUCUGAGGCCCAGGCUGAACUCCAUCCUGUUUAAGCUGCAGUUUGAAGAGCAAGUGAGUAACUUGCGUCCGGAAAUCAUGGCAGUGAACGCAGCCUGCGACGAGGUGAAGAAGAGCAAAGCCUUCAGCAGGCUGCUGGAACUCAUUCUGCUCAUGGGGAACUUCAUGAACGCUGGCUCGCGGAACGCCCAGUCCUUUGGCUUUAACCUCAGCUCGCUCUGCAAGCUGAAGGACACUAAAUCGGCUGAUCAGAAGUCCACUCUACUUCACUUCCUGGCAGAGAUCUGUGAGGAGAAAUACCCUGAAGUAAUGAAGUUUGUGGAGGAUCUACAACAUGUGGACCAGGCCAGUCGAGUAUCAGCAGAAAACCUUGAGAAGAGCUUGAGACAGAUGGAGAAACACCUGCUGCAGUUGGAGAAGGAUCUGGACACUUUCAGCUCCACAGACGACCAGCAGGACCUGUUCCUCAGCAAGAUGGCAAGUUUCUCCACGCAGGCGAGAGAUCAGUACCAGAAGCUGGUGAUCAUGCACAGUAAUAUGGUGACCCUUUACCUCAACAUGCUGGAGUAUUUCACCAUCGACCCCAAGAAGACCUCUGUGGAGGAACUCUUCACUGACCUCAGCAACUUCAGAGCCAUGUUCAUGCAAGCAGUGAAGGAGAAUGCAAGGAGAAGAGAGGCGGAGGAGAAGCAGAGGAAAGCGAGGAUAGCCAAAGAGAAGGCGGAACGAGAGAAGCAGGAGCGGCAGAUGAAGAAGAAGAGACUGCUGGAGGUCAACACAGAGAACGAUGAGACCGGUGUGAUGGAUUGUCUGCUGGAGGCGCUGCAGUCUGGAGCUGCUUUCAGAGACCGCAGGAAAAGAGCACCCAGACCCCGAGAUGAACCAACACAAGUGCUCAAUCAGAGUCUACAAAGACCUGUUCUGAAAGACUACAACCACGAAAACAUGAAGGCACCUCUGCAAAGGUCACGGUCGCGGCAGAAUAUCAAUUUCAACUCGACACGAGCACCCACUGCCAAAGAGCCUCAUUACGAGAGCGAACCCCAUCCGUCUGCAGCCCACAGGCCGACCCACCGGGCCGAGAGAGAGAAGGAAAAAGAGCAAACUCCGACGCUUUGCUCAUCCAAUGGUGACACGGACGUGGAGUCCUUGCUCGCACGCCUGCGUGACCUGUGAUGACAUCACCACCUCUCGGGUUUGACCUCUGUAGUCACUUCGGUGACACAGACACAAAAAAGAAACACAAAUCUCGCAGUCACCUUUUGCUAAUAAAUGCCGGCGGGUUGCGCACAUACACGCAUAGGAAAAGUCUUAACAAUUAACCUUUCCCAUCCGUCGUCUCUGCCCGUUUACCUCCAACAACAGACUUGUUGUCCACAGAAGUGCGAGUCAUUGUGCUGGUCGGGUCCAGGAUGAAAACUCGUCGCUGUUUUGUAUUAAGCAGCUAAUUACCGGACAGUUUAGAGUGACCUUUGGGCCAAGCACUUUUUUUAUGUCGUAAACAGACCAAUUAUUACUCUUUAAAGGCUUCUUUAAGGCACUCAUACAUGCGUAUUUUCACAUACAUAGAUGUUUGA
Molecule: messenger RNA, 4275 nt
Organism: Sinocyclocheilus anshuiensis
Lineage: Eukaryota; Metazoa; Chordata; Actinopteri; Cypriniformes; Cyprinidae
Product: protein diaphanous homolog 3-like
Exons: 28
Coding region: 386-3874 (1162 amino acids)
Biological process (GO): actin cytoskeleton organization; actin filament polymerization
Cellular component (GO): actin filament
Molecular function (GO): actin binding; small GTPase binding
Source: RefSeq, a predicted model, not a curated record